AUGAGCGUCGCCACACCUGAAGUUUCGGCCUCAUGGUCUUACCCACCCUUCAGUCAAUUACAAAACAACACCGACUGCAAUAUCACAACGGAUUAUAUCGCAGAUAGCGUGCUAUUGAUAGCCCAUGGUCAAUACCUGACCAACCGCAAGCUGGGAGAUACCGGCCUCUUGACUGACUGGCUAGACUCUCUGGUUCCCACUGGCUACGGCGGGCUCCCCGUCACUGACCCUGACGGCAACUACAGCUCCUUAAACGACGCGCUUUUGCAUGAGGAACUCCUGCUGCUGUGGUAUUACGGGGUUUGGCUGAAUGACACAGCCCUUGCCAACUUAUCGGAAACCGAAACGACAGCCUAUUACGAGAUAGAAAACCAAACAAACAAUUUCGCCUACAGUUGUAUCAAUGAAGCAACACGGGAGAAGAUGAUUUGCGACAAGCUCGAUAUUCAAGGAGACCCAGACGUUUCUGGAAGAGGGAUGAUGCUGGCAUAUUAUAUUCUUAUUGGUCUAACAAUCGUCUAUUUCUUUACACUGAUUUUUGACCGAACGCGUCUUCCAAAGACCAAACCAACUCAAAUUGUGCGCUCCAAUACCUUUAUCGAAAGAUAUGGACACAGGGCUAUUACGGCACUGCGACAGACUGUCAGCAGCUUCCUGGUCGCCGCGUUGGUCUUUGCAACCGCAAUGCUUGGUGCCACUGUCGCCCGCUACUACGCCUACUUGAGAGAUCGCAACGACGUUGACGCUGAUGAUGUGUCAUUUUACACAUGGCUAGGGUCGGCAGCCAUGUCCUCCUUCUGUGUUUUUCCUUGUUUGGUAUUACAGACUGUCACGGACAUAUCACUCUCGCGCUAUUCAAGGCUAUUCCUUUGGUGCGCUGUCAUCAGUCUUGCUGCCGCGGUCUGGGCACUAUCCAUUCCAAGUAUCGAUCACUUCUUCGAACUUGCACAGGCAUAUGGUCGUUACGAAACAUGGUAUUAUAGUAACACGACUUACGAGUUGUCCCAGCAGGACUGGGACUUGUUGACUAACAACGAUACCAUGUACCAGACUGGCAUCUACAGGGCCAUGAUAUGGGAAAACCAUUGCGAUACGAGCAAGUUGAAAGACCGAUUACGGAUACUUCUCACAAUUGGCCUUUGUAUACAGGCGCCGGGGUUCAUUUAUUGUCUUUUUGCCAGUCUUGCCGCCAUUAUAUCACAUUCACACUUACCGCCGCUUUCUUGGCUCUGGAAACACAUCGAGCCUUUCUCGGAACCAAUCAGGCGGGUCAACAGGAUUGCGCGCCCUAUAAUAGGGUUCAUCUAUCUUGUUGCGGCAUUGGUAUUCCUAGAGUCCUUUAUCGAGUACCGAAAUGUCGCCAAAAGGCUUGCGCCAAGCACAGACACAGAUACGGACUGGAGCUUUGGUCAGAUACUUGCUCUGGCGCAAUGGGCUCCCAGGAACGAGCACAAACAAGAACACAAAACCGAAAGAUAA
This is a messenger RNA of Pestalotiopsis fici W106-1, 1479 nucleotides long. RefSeq lists its product as uncharacterized. Bases 1 to 1479 code for a protein of 492 amino acids. The transcript is spliced from 4 exons. NCBI's taxonomy places the organism in Eukaryota, Fungi, Ascomycota, Sordariomycetes, Amphisphaeriales, Sporocadaceae. The record is from RefSeq and is a predicted model, not a curated record.